This is a messenger RNA of Penicillium maclennaniae, 1842 nucleotides long. RefSeq names its product deoxyribodipyrimidine photo-lyase PHR1. Gene Ontology annotation, molecular function: FAD binding; DNA binding. The coding region runs from base 1 to 1842 and encodes 613 amino acids. The record is from RefSeq and is a predicted model, not a curated record. The transcript is spliced from 2 exons. Gene Ontology annotation, cellular component: cytoplasm; nucleus. Gene Ontology annotation, biological process: circadian regulation of gene expression; entrainment of circadian clock by photoperiod. Lineage: Eukaryota; Fungi; Ascomycota; Eurotiomycetes; Eurotiales; Aspergillaceae.
AUGCGUUCCUUGACCCUCGCCUUACGAGCUCGACCUCUAUUGUCUCCCCAGUGGGUUUGGACUGCCUCAAACUCAAGUCUGCCCCGUGCUCUCUCGCAGAUGCCCAAACGAAAGACGCCUGACGCGGAUGGCAAGCCGCAGAAUGGCCAGACCAGCAAGCGAAGCCGGGAGGAUCUACGGAAACCGCAUCCCAAUGCGAAGCAAACCGAAGAUUUUGGGAUUGUCUUGCGCGAAUUCUAUCCUCCGGAGAUGAGCAACGAGCGAUGCCAAGCCUAUAGCGACGGGACUAUCGAAAGACCCAUGGAACAGCUAGAGGCGGCGUGUCGCGACACGUCGGACAAACGUCGUGCGAUCGGCCCCGGGAAAGCGGUGGUCCAUUGGUUCAAGAAUGACUUGCGUCUCCAUGACAAUCGUGCGCUCCAUGCGGCCUCCCAGCUGGCGCGCGAUCACAAGAUUCCACUGAUCGGUCUCUACAUCCUAUCUCCGGAGGACUGGACCGCACAUUCCACCAGCCCGGCACGAGUCGAUUUUACUCUGCGCUCGUUGGAGCGGCUGCAAAGCGAUCUGGCAGAACUCGAUAUACCCCUUUACAUGGAGACCCAGGAGAAACGAAAAGCCAUUCCGGGUCGCAUCGUGGAAUUGUGCCAGCAGUGGGAGGCCAAGCACCUCUAUGCUAAUAUCGAGUACGAGGUAGAUGAAUUACGUCGUGAGGCGAAACUCGUCCGUCUCUGUGCUUCCAAGGAAAUUGACUUUGCUCUUUCCCACGACACUUGCGUCGUGACCCCCGGUUGCGUCAGCAGCCAACAGGGCAAACAGUAUGCGGUAUACACCCCGUGGUUCCGUUCCUGGCUCGCGUUUCUUAAAGAGAACCCGGAUUAUCUGGAGUUGUCUGAGGAGCCCGGAUCCAAUCCGGGUGAUGCGCGGAAGAAGCUAUCGGGGCUUUUUGACUGUAAGAUCCCGACUGCCCCUAGCAAUAAACAAUUGUCAGACGAGGAAAAGAAACGAUUUGAAAAAUCGUAUCCGGUGGGCGAGCACGAGGCCUCUCAACGACUGGACAAGUUCCUCGAGAAGAAAGGUCGCGAGUACGACAAGAUGCGCAGUAUGGUCUCGGGAGAGCACACCUCCAUUCUAAGUCCGUAUUUCGCGUCGGGGGUCCUGAGCGCCCGCACUGCUGUGGUGACCGCGAAGAAAGCGAAUCGAAACUUCUUGGACCGGGACAACAAUGGCUACAUGACCUGGAUCAGUGAGGUGGCCUGGCGCGAUUUCUACAAGCAUGUGCUGGUGAAUUGGCCGUUCAUCUGUAUGAAUAAAUGCUUCAAACCGGAACAUACUAAUAUCGAGUGGGAAUAUGACUUGGAUCUUUUCCAGGCCUGGUGUGAUGGCAAAACCGGGUUUCCCAUUGUCGAUGCGGCGAUGCGCCAGCUGAAGCACUCGGCCUGGAUGCACAACCGCACACGCAUGGUGGUCUCAUCCUUCUUGACCAAAGAUCUGCUGCUUGACUGGCGGCGAGGUGAGCGCUAUUUCAUGGAACAUCUCAUUGACGGGGACUUUGCCUCCAACCAUGGAGGCUGGGGCUUUGGUUCCAGCACGGGUGUGGAUCCGCAGCCCUAUUUUCGCGUCUUCAAUCCCCUUCGACAAAGUGAGCGAUUUGAUCCGGAUGGAGAAUAUAUCCGCCACUGGGUGCCGGAGCUGCGCGACAUCAAGGGCAAUGCUAUCCACGAGCCCUAUAAACGGGGAGCCGGUCCGAUCGCAAAGAAAAAUGGAUACCCCGAGCCGAUCGUCGAGCACUCGGAGAUGCGGAAUCAAGCACUAGAGCGUUUCAAGCGAGCUUUGCAAGGGUGA